Messenger RNA from Paramecium tetraurelia, 579 nucleotides. RefSeq lists its product as uncharacterized. The record is from RefSeq and is a predicted model, not a curated record. The transcript is spliced from 6 exons. NCBI's taxonomy places the organism in Eukaryota, Ciliophora, Oligohymenophorea, Peniculida, Parameciidae.
AUGGGAAACUCGUGCUUUGAAAAAAGACCUGUGGUGCCAAAAGAGAAGAGAACUUAUAAGGAAUUAGUAAUUGAGGCAUUAUAAAGUGGACCUUUAAUUUUAGCUUAAACGGAAUGCAUAAUAAAUAUUGACAUAGACCCUCAACAUUCCAAAUUAAAUGAGAUGAUUAAAUAAGUAUUAUUGGAGGAAAAAGAAAAAGAAUCAAAUUGUGAUGACUUAAGCGAAAUGAGUGAGAAAGGCGAAGAAACCCUUGAUUUAGAACUCGGAGUGUGGAAGGUAUAGAAGCUUAGAAAGAGACUGUUCCGACAUACAAAUUAUAUUGCUCAUCUAAAAAUAGACACAGAAAUUGCUCAAGAGAACAUGAUUAAAUUAUACUAAGAAUUAUUUUCAAUCCUUGCUUAAAAAAAUAUUCAAUAUGUUGUAAUGCCUUAGAUGUGGAUGGAUGAUCAUUUAUAUAGAGUAACUAUGAGGGAGAAUUCAGAUGCCUUAUUCGAUUAACUGUUCACAUGGAGAAAUUAAGACUAAAAGUAUAGAGCCACAUUUAUAGUAUUUCACACUGAAACAGCUUAAGUAAUAUGA